Messenger RNA from Pseudovirgaria hyperparasitica, 888 nucleotides. RefSeq lists its product as uncharacterized. The record is from RefSeq and is a predicted model, not a curated record. The transcript has 4 exons. The coding region runs from base 129 to 626 and encodes 165 amino acids. Lineage: Eukaryota; Fungi; Ascomycota; Dothideomycetes; Acrospermales; Acrospermaceae.
CUCGAUUCAAUGAUUUGACAGCCUGCGACAGCUCACGUACGGCGUGGUGCCGUGUUGAUAGACAGACACUUGGCCAACUGGACGCCCCGGACGCUAUUCCCGAAGCCUAGGCGUUGUCCACCGCACAGAUGCAUCAUCCUGCGGCGGCUGUCACCUUUCCAUGGCGGCAUUGUGGAUGGCAUAUCAAGGAGCCGAGUGAUGGCAUCGUGGUGUGGGCACAUGGCCGAUUGCGACGUCAAUGGGCAGUAGGGCGAUGCAUGGGACGACACUGCAUUGGCGUUGCAGGAAGCCAUUGCCAAGCGAUGAGGAUAGCAAAGCAUGGACACGCCACUCUACCAGGCCUGAUCAGUUGCCGGGCACGAGGGCACACACGAUUGGCCGUUGUAGACCAGAAAGAUGCAGUCGGAUGGCGAAGCAAGAUUUGCGUAGCGGAAGCUUUUACUACGGUGGUGGAAAGCGAAGCGGCACACCAAUGUUCAGUGCUCACCUCACUGCUCGGUGGCCUCGGCCGAGGAUGGAGAAUGGGAAGGGACACGAUAAGGUAUUUGAAGAUGGUAGGGGCGAGAAUGUGCGGCGUAAUGAGGUGUAGCAGACAGGUGAGAUGCCAUGAAGCCGUGAAGCCAUGAAGCCAUGAAGCCAUGAAGCCAUCCAUGAUGAAGCCAUGAAGCCAUGAAGCCAUGAAGCCAUGAUAGCAUGAUAUCAUGAUAGCAUGAUAGCAUGAUGCCAUAAAGCCCUGAUGCCAUGAUGAACAAUGGCAAUCACAGCAGGCAAGCAGCAAGUGCACGCGAGAGUAUCUAAGCAGAAUAGCUGGGCUAGCUAGUCACAGUAGUGCAUCAUGGUAGGGCGUUGGCGUGCGUACGUGCAUGAGGGACGAUGCAUCGAACCUUU